Messenger RNA from Dictyostelium purpureum, 546 nucleotides. RefSeq lists its product as uncharacterized. Bases 1 to 546 code for a protein of 181 amino acids. NCBI's taxonomy places the organism in Eukaryota, Evosea, Eumycetozoa, Dictyosteliales, Dictyosteliaceae. The record is from RefSeq and is a predicted model, not a curated record. The transcript has a single exon.
AUGACGCAACAAAGGAUAAAUGUUAUAAUAUCAGGUUCUAAGAUUGCAAAUGAUAUAUCUCUCAAUGGAAAUACAUUUAUCAUAUUAAACAAUAAGGUUUAUUUUGGACCAGCUUGUAAAAGAAACAACCCAGUAGCAGGAAUGGUUGGUGAUUACCAAUGUAAUGCAGAUGACUUUAAAAACCAAAGAUGGGAUCUCUGCUCAAUCGCACACGGUAUGACUUUCAAUAAAAAUAUAAGAAGAGAUGGUAAACAUGUUACCGUUACUUAUGACUCUGUUCAAUGUGGGGCAAUGAAAAUAAAAGGUUACCCAACAUCUCCUCUUAGACAUGGUAAAAAUCUUUGGACAGCAGAUGCUACCGGAGUUUGGGAAGUUGUUCAAAAUGGUAAAUUUACAGCCAUAGCAUGGCAAUGUAAGAACGAUAAAAUGUUUUACUCUUUAACGAAAGAGGAUCUUCAAAAAUCUUCAAGAGUUAAAGAUAAAGGCACUGGUAAAUACAUAACUGAACCAAUCAAUACCAAGAGUAAUACAUUUAUACAACCAUAA